Penicillium daleae is the source of this 5616-nucleotide messenger RNA. RefSeq names its product dopey family protein. The record is from RefSeq and is a predicted model, not a curated record. Gene Ontology annotation, cellular component: trans-Golgi network; endosome. The transcript is spliced from 6 exons. NCBI's taxonomy places the organism in Eukaryota, Fungi, Ascomycota, Eurotiomycetes, Eurotiales, Aspergillaceae. The coding region runs from base 1 to 5616 and encodes 1871 amino acids. Gene Ontology annotation, biological process: Golgi to endosome transport.
AUGAGCCUUGAUCCAAGCGCUUUUCCGAGGUCGGACUCCCCCGCAAGCUCCCGAAAGCUCCCUGACGCGCACGCGGCUACAAGGACAGCAAGGUCUGUAUCUCCCGCAAAGCUUCGUUCGCCCUUCAUAGAACUGGUGUCUAAUGAUGUUUUGGCAAAUAUAGGAUCCCUCAAGAAAGACAAGAGUUAUCGCCGCUAUGCUUCCAGCGUUGAACGAGCGUUGUCGCUGUUCGAUAACGCCCUACAAGAAUGGGCCGACUAUAUCUCCUUCCUCAGUCGCCUGCUAAAGGCGCUUCAAAACCAUCCUCCUGAUCAACCGGUCGUCCCGCAUAAGGUUUUGGUCUCAAAACGACUUGCCCAAUGCUUGAACCCAUCAUUGCCUUCGGGCGUUCACCAGAAGGCGCUCGAAGUUUAUACGUACAUAUUCGGGCUUAUCAAGCUCGAGGGACUGUCGCAUGACCUCCCACUGUACCUGCCUGGCCUUGCCCCGACCUUGACCUUCGCUUCGCUCACCGUUCGUCCGCUGUUUCUAUCGCUGGUAGAAGGGUAUAUUGUCGACCUAGAACCAUGGGCUAUUCGGCCCGCGCUGAAAGCAAUCCUUCUCGCCUUACUGCCUGGGCUGGAAGAGGAGACAAGUGAUGACUUUGAACCGACAUUGCGGAUAAUCAACAAGCUGCGACAUGUAUCUGGGCAACUUGAGACACAAAGGACGUCCGAGGCUGGCGCUUCUGGGCAAUACUUCUGGCAAUGCCUGUUUCUGGCCUCGAUCACAAAUUCCAGCCGACGGCUCGGCGUGCUUGCAUACCUGAACCGUUAUCUUCCUAAGCUGGGCAUCGCUGAUCGUCGUCUAAGCACAGUGGAUAGCAACGAUAUGAAGGACAUACCGGCCGAAAUUUUGGCGGCUGCCGAUUCUGUCAUUCUACCAGAGCCAGGCCUAUUGAUUCGUUGUUUUGCAUCGGGUCUUUCUGAUGAACAGCUCUUAGUGCAGAGAAACUUCCUUGAUCUGCUGGUCACUCACUUGCCCCUGAACUCUCCGAUAUUACAGUCUCGCAUCGCCGACAAUGAUUUGCGAACGUUGAUCGUGGCUGCCGUGGGCGUGGUCACCCGACGAGAUAUGAGCUUGAACCGCCGCCUCUGGGCGUGGUUCCUGGGACCAGAGCCUGCGACUGAGCGACAUUCGACGGACGACCGAAAAUUCUCAUCAGAAACGGCUCGCUCGACCUCCAUUGAUGGCAAGGAACUUUCUCAAUCUCAAUACUUCAGCCGCGUUGGUCUGCAGCCCUUGGUCAACGGUCUUCUGAAUAUGAUCAAGCAGUCCCCAAUAGUCCCUCAUGAAAGGACGAAGCCUUUCCGAAUUGCGCUAUCCUUGAUGGAUCGUUGGGAGAUUGGUGGCUAUAUUGUCCCGGCCGUUUUUCUUCCAAUAAUGAACAGUGUCCAAUCAUUUGAGGGACAGGCACCCAGAAACCACUUUGAAGAAGUGUUUAGGAGUGCCAGCGCUUUCUUCGAUGGCGUCGAGAGUAGUGUCAUUUUUGCGGAGCUGUUGGGUCUAAUUGACUUUCGUGUGUCAGAUGUCGACAACACUAACGGUCAAGCCUUGCACAACCUGAAACUGGCCGAAUUUAUUCUCGAAAACUUCAACGUCCGAGAGGAGGAUAUGGUCCAGGUCCAUGUUCCUCUUUUGACGGUGUCAUUGUUGGCCAAGAUGGGUGAACUCUCUUCUUUGAAAGCGCCAUCGUCAGGAACAGCUGUAACUAGGCAAGCCGUGUCCAAUUCAUUGCACAAAGUGCUCACAUCAUUGGCACCUCUUCUUACAGAGCGGGCAUUCUCAAAGAAGCCUGGUUCUGAGAAGUCUAACACCGCUGAUGCAAAAGUACGGAACGGUGAACUGCUGCUGAAGGUUCACCGAUUCUACGAGAGCAGCAAGAACAGUCUUGAGCUUCCACCUCUCCCGUUCGCUCCGAAGCAACUUGGCGAGAUGAUCGUUCGGGAAGCUCAUGAGCUAUCUAUCCAGGCUUUGGAAGGCGACGAUAGUACUUCGUCAACUUCGUCACUUCACGAGAAGCUCAAUAUCCUAGUAACAUUGCUUCAAAAACUUCCGAGGUCGCGUGUUCUUCGAGACAGACGACUGUUUGAGGCAAUCUCGGGAAGACUCUCCAGAAAUGCCGAAGGGUCUACAACAGCAUCUUUCGCAGUUGUUUCCACCAUUGCCUCUGCACUGACCAACCUUUUCUUCAUUCAGAGCCCUGGGUUUUAUGUUAGCUACCCAGACGCAUCAGAUAUUAUUCCAGGCCUAGUUCAAAGGCUGUGGCGAUACCUAUCACCAUCAAGCCCCAAGUUCCACGUGGAGGCUGUACGCUGUUUGUGGUCAUUGCACUCAAUUUCCUGGGUGGAUCACCUUGUGGAGGCGUCCAUUACUUCACACAUGGUCAACGCGUCUAGUGCAGGUUCAUAUUCCCUAUUAUCAGAAGAGCAAGCAGAGAAGUUCUACGUCCUGUGGAACCACAGUCAUCAUGGUGGACAUGACCAGCCUCCCAAACAAGUCUUGGAAGUUGGAGGGACUUCGUUCUCCUAUCAAUGUUCGAUGCUCGAGCGCCCACUGUUUAUCGUAUUAGACCUUUUGUCACAGGGACCUGGUGAUGUUUCCCAAAGUGUUCAACAGUGGCUUCAGGAUCUCCCAUCGAUCCAUAGAAUUUUCCAUGUUGUUGUUUCCAAGCUCGAAGAACUGUUCGAGCGUGAUGUCCCUGGUGCGAAAAGUAACCAAGCGAUCUCUCCAGACGAUUACAAAGAAUACACUUACUUACUGCGCACGGCGUCGAAUAUCGUCUCAACUCUGUCCCACCCCGGGUGGAUUACACUCCUUACACAUACCGUCGGCCAACUUGAGAAACGGCCAAAUGGCCCAAAGUUGGAUGACAAUGCAAACUCUAAAAGCCUUCAUGCCACAAUAUUCGAGGCCUCCUUACGAAUAAUCAGCGACCAAGAGCCAGACACCACAGAAGUCACGCCUGAAGGAGAGAAGCUGCAAAACGCUGCACUGUAUCUCAUGCGACAACUUCUUUUGGGCCCUGGUGCUGAAGACCUAGUCGAAUCUGGGAUCGAUGAAUUCCUAGUCGAUCGACUUCUUGUCGAGGCAAAUGAAGGAGAUAGCAUUGCCGUUCAACGUGCACUCAUCGACGCUCUUCUAGCGGCUCUCAAAGUACGAUUCGCACAGGCGUACUUGCCGCCACCUCCUCCUCGACUGAAGGAUCCGCGAGCCGCCUCACGUGAACGAUUGACCAGCCCGUCUAUAUUGUCCUUUACCAGUGACAAGGCAGAAAGAGCGCCGUCGAUGCCCCAACUUCCACGACCGCCCGAGCGCCUCCUAGACUGUCUGCUCAAAGGCAUUAGUUCCGCAAAAUCUCGAGAUAUUGUGGAUAAAUGGAUCGGCCUGCUCUGCGAAGUACUCCCACUCUACUCGCACUCAAUCUUCCAGAUUCUUCUCAUGCUUGUCGAAUGCUUUUGCAGGGAAAUCAAAGCCUCUUUUGGGAGACUUCAGCUUGCAUUUCAACAAACAGAAGAUUGGCCACAAGAUCGCUCGGAACAUGUGACAAUCGCCCUACUGACGGGCCUUGAAACAUGUAUCGCGCAUGCCCACGAGCGUCUAUUGGUAGAAGAGUCACAUACCCCAGCAGCGAAAAGCCCUGACCAACCCCAGGGCUUCUUUGGAAACAUGGUAUCUGGAGUCUUCCAUUCGGAUGGCAGCCUGGGUCGGACCAAUACUGCCAAUGACCGAUUGACUGUACUACUCUGCUUCCAGGACGCCGUUCGGGAUAAUAGCGCAACUGCCCCUGACACUGAGUCGAUGGCAUCUUUCCAAUACACAUCACUGCGUAUGCGGAACAGGUCCAGGAGGAUCCUAGAACAUUUCUUUGGCGCCGAGGCGCUUGAAUGUCUGGAGACAUUAGUGGAAAUGUGGGCCAAGUCAGAUAUAGAGACUGCAUCGCUCAUCUUCAAUCUUCUGCAUACCCUGGAUGGUUCAAGCCCGAAGAUCACCAUCCCGGCUGUCUUCAAUGCGAUCUACACGCGCACGAAUCCGGCUGCUUUAGAUCAAAACCGCAAGUCAUCGUUGACAUCGAGCUUGUCUGAAUCCGAGCUUGCCAGUUUCUUGGUUGCCUAUGCACGCUCUUUGGAUGAUGACGUACUGGAUGAGAUUUGGACGGACUGCACAACAUUCUUGCGGGAUGUACUAAGCAAUCCAUUCCCCCAUCGCCAGAUCCUCCCACGACUGAUUGAAUUUGCGGCUAUCUUGGGCUCAAAGUUGGAAAACACAACGUUCGGUGAAGAUCGGCGUAUGCGCAAGGAGCUCGGUGACGUGGUUCUGCGGUUACUCACAGCUGUUUUCACUAGCAAGCCCCUUGGACUUAACCAGGAAUCUGGUCUCAUGGCCAGGUCAUCUCUGGAAUAUGACCGCACUGCGGUGUCUCAUACAGGCCCCGACGAUAUGUUGAGUAUCUUGGCGGUCUCCAUGUCAUCAUUCCUUACAACCUUGGGUGAUCCAGAUCGCAUCAACACUGCCAUCAGUGCCGUGUCCACCAAUGUGGUUGGACCACUUAUUCGCUCCCGCCUCUUCCCCAAUAACCUCAACCGCAACGUGAUGGUCAUUUUACAGCAAAUGGCUAAAGUGCCCGCCGCCGCAAAGCUCUGGAAGAAAGAUAUCUCUGAUGCUUUCAAUGACACUCGCUUCUUCGGACUUCAUCUGGAUUUGAUCAAGGGCUGUUGGAUGGAACUUUUGCGGCAGUGGACUCUUGCAGAUAAAGAUCGCCUAUCAGAGAUCCUGAGUCGCCUUCCACCUCCGAGCGCGGCGGGAAUUAUGUUUGGUGUUGGGGCAUCUGCUGCGCGAUUGGAAGCGGAUCGAAAGGCGCAAUUGAACCUUCGCCGCAUUGCUUUGCUGAUCCUCUCGGCAAAUGACGACUACUUUGUCGCAGAGCUACCAGGCUUGCUCCAGAAGCUUGAAGACCUCUUGGCUGCGACCAGCGCUUCUUCACCGUCAUCUGCAACGCGGGCGGAGAUUUUCAUGGUUCUUCGUGCCGUGGCUCUCAAGACGUCUGCGACAGCAAUUGCACCGUUCUGGCCAUUGAUCAACGCCGAGCUACAAGAAGCCGUUUCAGCAGUACCCCGAAACUCCCAGUCAGAGCUCUACAAUGCUUAUUCGCUGCUUCAGGCUUGCAAGCUUCUCGACGUUCUCUUGGUGAUUGCUCCAGACGACUUCCAGCUCCUGGAAUGGCUCUUCGUGACCGACACGAUUGACGCGGUGUACCCUCCAAACCGUUGGGAACCAGUCGCUCUAGCCGACGAGGUCUCGCAAAGCUUCGGACCUCGCGGUGUGUUCUCACCGACCAUCCCUGGAGACUCCACGGAGCCUGCAGUACGCAGUGGCUUCAAACGACCCUGGCUCAUCUCAGACCAGAUCCGAGAAACUGCAAAAGAUGAGAUUGUUGAGCGAGUAUUGCGGCCUUUCUUUGACAGGUUGAGUAUCUAUGUGUUUGAAAGUACGUACGGAAUGGAGAGCGUGGAUUUCGGAGUGUGCCGAGAUGAUCUGUUGGCAGAUCUGUUCAACGAAAGCACCAUGGCAAACUGA